AAUAAAAUGGUUGAAAUUUCUUGCAAUUGAAGGUACCCUUUGUUUCUUCUCCCUCAAUCAAUAAUUACUUUGUUCUUCCAUUUCAUUUCUUCCUUCAACAACGAAAACCCCCUUUUUUUGUUCUCCACCUCGAGAAGUUUCGUAAUGAGUCGUGAAACUUCUUUAACUUUAGCUCCGGUACCGACUUCCGGCCCGGCGGCUAAGAAUACUGGAGGUUCGGGGACGGCUUUAGCUCCUGGGUUUCGAUUCCACCCGACAGAUGAAGAGUUGGUUAGCUAUUACUUGAAAAGAAAGGUUUCCAGCAAGCCCGUCAGGUUCAACGCCAUUGCUGUGGUCGAUAUUUACAGGCAUGAGCCUUGGGAACUCUCAGACAAGUCGAAGUUGAAAACGAGAGACCAAGAGUGGUAUUUUUUCAGUUUAUUGGACAGGAAGUAUGGGAAUGGAGCUAGAAUGAACAGGGCUACGAGCCAAGGGUACUGGAAGGCGACGGGGAAAGAUCGAGAAGUCCGACACAACAAAAAGCUUAUGGCGAUGAAAAAGACGCUCGUAUUUCAUAGCGGGAGAGCCCCAGACGGUGUGCGAACCAAUUGGGUUAUGCACGAGUAUAGACUUGUCGAAGAAGAAUUAGAAAGAAUUGGGGCAUUGCAGGGGUAUGUGCUAUGUAGGGUAUUCCAUAAGAACAAUAUAGGACCACCCAGUGGAAACCGAUAUGCACCCUUUAUUGAGUCGGAAUGGGAUGAUGAAUCGGCAGCUUUGGUUCCGGGACUAGAUGCCGGGGAUGAUGGUGUAGCUGGAAAUGAUCCGACUGCUAGCAAUAAUGUGGUAACUGCUGAGAAGGCUGUGAAUGAAAGUAAUGAUGUUCAAAGGAUUGGUUUUGAGCAGGAGACUCGAUAUGCUGGUGAGGAUGCUCUGCCUGUUGAUGAGGUUCCUAGAGACUCGCCAAAUGAGAGAGCAGAUUACUGUAUUCCAUUGCCUCCACGCAAGGUCGAGGGAGCCGAUGAUUGCCCUCCGGUAUGUGUUCUCAAUAGAGAAGCACCCUUACCUCUUCUCCAGUACAAGAGAAGACGGAACAAUGAUUCGGCUCCCGACGAUACAAAUGCUUCCGAGAAUUCAACUCGAACAACUCAGGAUCGUUGCUCAUCGACUACGACGACAGCAGCGACGGUCACGAUGUCAUCCGCGACAACAACUGCAAUUUCUGCACUCCUGGAAUUCUCGUUGAUGGAGUCUCUGGAACCCAGACAGAAAAGUCCCCGUGUUCCUCCACCGGUAUUCAACACUACUAAUCUGGAUUCGGUGGUGCCUCCUGGCUGCAUGAAGCUCAUCAACGAAUUGCAGAACGAGAUCCAUAAGAUCUCGGUAGAGAGGGAGACGUUGAAGCUCGAAAUGAUGAGUGCUCAAGCAAUGAUAAACAUCCUCCAGUCGAGAAUCGAUUACCUUAGCAAGGAGAAUGAGGGCCUGAAGAGGAGCAACCGUGAGGGGUAGGUACUUGUGUUGUCCUUAGAUUUUCGUAUUCCAUGUAUGAAUAAAAUUGUGAUGACAUUAGAUUUGAGUUUGUUUGUUAUUGUCGUUGAACAAUUGUUGUAGCUUUCAUUUUCCUGCUUAUGAAAACUCAACCCAUUUUAUUUCA
Messenger RNA from Hibiscus syriacus, 1630 nucleotides. RefSeq names its product NAC domain containing protein 50-like. The record is from RefSeq and is a predicted model, not a curated record. Gene Ontology annotation, molecular function: DNA binding. Bases 145 to 1485 code for a protein of 446 amino acids. Gene Ontology annotation, biological process: regulation of DNA-templated transcription. The transcript is spliced from 4 exons. Lineage: Eukaryota; Viridiplantae; Streptophyta; Magnoliopsida; Malvales; Malvaceae.